Messenger RNA from Danio rerio (zebrafish), 979 nucleotides. Its product is annotated as zgc:136439. NCBI's taxonomy places the organism in Eukaryota, Metazoa, Chordata, Actinopteri, Cypriniformes, Danionidae. The record is from RefSeq and is marked predicted.
AGUGCUCAGAGUACGGUCCUUACAAAAGUGUGCUCCUUUCCGAUUUCCGCAAACUUAUUUAAAAUCACAAGCUGAUCAAAGCUGUUGUAAAUUCAUUUUCAGCUGACAAUGAAAGCUGUUAUUCUGGCAGCAGGUUAUGGCACGAGACUGCAGCGGGAUAUUGAGAUCGACACGACGGGGAAAUUCAAGCAUUUGAAAGGCAUUGCCAAACCUCUGCUUCCCGUCGGUUCAUGUGCACUGAUCUCACACUGGCUUCAGGCACUGACCAAAACAGGAUGUGUGGACACUGUUUAUGUGGUUACAAAUGAUCUUCACCAUGAAGCGUUCCAGCAGUGGGCUCAAGAAUUUCCCAAUGUUAAAAUAAUAAACGAUGGUACAAGAAGAAAUAAGGACAGACAUGGUGCCGUUGCCUGUCUCCAGUUGACAAUCAAGUUGUGUGCUGUGGAUGACGACUUACUAGUUAUCGGAGGAGAUACUUUAUUCAAGGAGGACUUCAGCCUCAGGACAUUUACAGAGAGAUUCUUUGAAGUCCAAUCUAAAGACAAAGAGAGCAAUUUAGUGCUGGCAUACCGAUGCAAAGAUGAGGAAACAUCCAAAUACGGGAUUCUAGAGUUGGACGAGGACCUUAAAGUACAGUGUCUGAAAGAAAAACCUCUCUUAAGUGAAACAAAUUCACGUGAUGCUUGUCCAUGCUUUUACUUGUUUUCAAAGACCUCACUUCCUCUUUUGGAAGUUUUUCUCAAUGAGAAGAAGAACAACCCUAUUGAAGAGCGGGAUGCACCAGGGACCUUUCUGUCAUGGCUGAUAUUAAGGAAGCCUGUGUAUGUGCACAGGAUAUCUGGUCGAUUUGAUGUGGGAAAUUUGGCAUCGUAUGUUGAAUGUGACAAAUACUUCAAGGACCAACUUCAAAAUUCAGCUGUUUAUUUAAUGUAGUACAUAAUGAGAGUGAAACAAUCUGAAUAAAACAUCAUUUUUUGUC